GUUAAGCUGGGCGAAUUAUCUCUAGGAAAAAUAGGAGUCAAGUCCAAACUGGAUUGAUGAUUUUGUGCAUGAAAAUAGUGCAAAACAUAUUGUGAUUGUAUCUGAAAUUAAGCGAUUAUUUCUAGAUAAAAAGUACUUUAGAAAGUUUACUAUAGAGUAUAUAAAUAUUCAAUGCUUCGUCCAAACUAAAGAGAGAAAGAGAGAGAUAAACCCGACAAUUUACAAAUGAGUUGAAGUAAAACUUUAUCGUGAAUCAUUGUUUUAUUUUCUUUUUUUUUUUCUCUCAAAUUCCUUCAAUACAAAGGAUGGUAGGCAUGCUUUGAAAAAUACGAAAAACAACAAUACAUCUCAUCAUAAUGCCUUCAGACAUUUUUCUGCAUGAUGUCAAAACGGAUUUGUUCAAAUUUUAAAACCGGGCUCUUGUGUGCUCGUUUGAACACACAUCUUCAUUUUCAUCGUUGUCCACAUCAUCAAACCGCAGUUCAAAUUACACGUCAUAUUUUGUGUAGCAUAUGUGUGGAAAGACUCUUUGGUUGUUUUUAGCAUAUUUAACCAAAAGUAAUGGAAAUCGAUUAUAUAUAAAAUUUAAUAUAACUACAUUAACUAAUUAUUUUUCAUUAUUGAAUAUAUUCAAAUAUGAAUAAGACCCUAUUCUCAACUUGAUUAUAUGUACGCAUAUACCAAUAAAUGAUAAUCUAGUCACAACAUUAAGGUUUGAAAGAGACAACAAUACAACUGAAAUGUUCUGAGCUCGAAAAGGACCGGCUACAUGCACACGAACAAUAUACUCUUGAAAAAAAUACCAAACCAGGGAACAACGCACUAAUAACAAUACAUGUGCAUUCUUCACAUAUACAAUACAUAUACUACAUUUGCACACCAGCAUAACGUAUCCAAUCCAAAUACAAGCUAUAAACGAAAUGAACAAUAUUCGGGUGCUUAACGAAUGACUACAGAAUGGAGAGGCUCUUUCUUUUGAGUUGAGUUUCGAUGAUUUUAGUUCGAUCGUGACCGUUGUGUUGUUCAGUUCUAACAGAGACGUUCGACGUUUAAAGAUUCCUACAGUAUGAGAAACGCUAAAAUCAACAUGUUGUUUUGAGUCCAAACAAAUGCAAAAAGAAGAAUAAUCAAACGUUAAUAAGGACAAAUAGAGAGAGUGGAAAUAAUAUUUUUUGAUAUUGUGUUAUAUUUACGAAAAACAUAUAUAUUGAUCUGACCGAUAGAAGCUUUAUAAUCUUCAUUGUUCUGCGAUUGAUAUAUUUCCACACCAUCUGGAUUGAUUAUUCAAUAAACACCUUAAUCAAAUCUUAUAGAUAUAUGAAAAAAUAAGUCAUUAAAACUUCUAGCCAAUCAAUUGUGUCUAGUCAUUCAGAUGACACACUGGUUAAACGAACCAACGACAGCUGCAGUAAAAUCGGAAUCACGAAGCCCCUCUUUGGAUAACAGCACAAGUGGUAUCUAUACACUAAUGGCGUCAGGCUUGGCAAACAGUUCACAUUUGGACACGGCAUCACUAUUUUGCUCGAAUUCAACUCUAGAAAAUUUGCAGUCCCCUUCUACAUUUGAUCAGAAACAAGACUAUUAUAACAGUUACUACAACGGUAUGCAACAAUACACUUCGUCGUUUUAUCCAUCUUACCCAGCUGCCGCAUAUCCUGCUCGCUCAUCGAAAAUUUCGUCCACAAAUUCUUACUUGCCCUCAAGUUAUGCGAGCUCUACAUCUGCAGUAGCAAAUAGUAGUGCGUAUAGCUAUGGCUACAAUAAUUUCAGUCAGUUUGGUGGAUCCCAACAAGACUAUUCGGCUUAUUAUAAUGAGCAGUACGCUGUAAACGGGUACUACAACACCUCAAGUUAUCCGUCAUAUUCUAGUUCGCCGGGAAGUGGUACACAAAAUUUCCACGCUUCGACCGGUUUGGCAGAGAGUCCAUCAGAGGUAAAUGCCACAACAUCGAUGAUUGUGCAGCACGCACACUCGCCCCAUUCGUCAAUCUCUGCUUCUCCAAAUGCAUCCGUAACAGUAUCAAAUAAAUCCACACCAAUUCCAAAAAGAGCUCGUGGUCGACGACAUGCAAAUCCGAGCCCUACACGUAGCAUUACGUCUGAAAAUGGUCAAGCUGCAGAGAACUGUAAGGGACCCGAUCGAGUUUUCAUAUGGGAUUUGGAUGAGACAAUCAUCAUAUUUCAUUCAUUGAUCACUGGAUCGUUUGCGAAUCGCUAUUCCAAAGAUCCGAUUCGAAUGAAUUACUUGGCUACAUCAAUGGAGGAACUCAUCUUCAAUAUGGCCGAUCAUCAUUUCUUCUUCAACGACAUCGAAAGUUGUGACCAAGUACACAUUGAUGAUGUUUCUUCUGAUGACAAUGGUCAAGAGCUGACUACUUAUGAUUUUCGCAGUGAUGGUUUCCAAGCAAACACCAAUCCCGGUGUUCCACCUAAUCUAUGUAUAUCUACUGGAGUUCGGGGAGGAGUCGAUUGGAUGCGAAAGUUAGCAUUUCGUUAUCGAAAAAUCAAGGAUAUUUAUAAUACUUAUAAAAACAAUGUUGGAGGAAUGCUGAGUCAGGAAGAACGUUCAAAGUGGCUGCAGGUUCGAUCUGACAUUGAAAUGUCCACGGAUAGCUGGUUGACAAUGACUCUCAAGUGUUUGACAAUAAUAGCUCAAAGACCGAAUUGCGUAAACAUCCUUGUGACCAACAACCAGCUAGUAGCUGCAUUGGCUAAAAUUCUUCUGUUUGGCUUGGCGCAAAUUUUCCCCGUGGAGAAUAUCUACAGUACAAAUAAAAUAGGUCAUGAAUCUUGCUUUGAAAGAAUUACAACUCGUUUCGGUCGUAAAAGUACAUACGUUGUAAUUGGUGAUGGCCCUGAAGAAGAGAAGGCUGCAAAGACAAUGACAUUUCCAUUUUGGAGAAUAUCCAGUCACUCGGACAUUCGGGCUCUAUACACAGCACUUGACAUGGAAUUCUUAUGAACAUCUUUACAGAAACAUAUUAUUUGAAUUCAAUACGUUUAUCUAACGUGAAAUUUUAUUCCAUCAAAGUAUUCAUUUCAUUUGAAGUCAAUCAUCUCAAUAUUUCCUGGACAAUUGUCAAAUAUGUUCAUAGGGAUUGUUGCGUCAACACAAAUUACAUUGACUCCAAUGCAAACGAAAUAAAGACAAAAAAAAUCAGGUUAAUUCACACUUUUUGAUAAAACUUCAAUUUUAACAUAAAUUUAUAAACACAGUUUUCACGCAUUUUUUUUAACAUAACAUUGACUUUUACAAGUAUUUAACAGACAAGACAGUUUCGUAGAAAAAUGUGGAAGGUUUCUCGAAAAAUAAGCUAUCGAACAAUUACAACAGAAUUGUCGGUCUAUUCUCGAAGAAAAGGCACAUAUUUUAAAGUCUCUUUCUCACUCGCACCACUUAGCUUAGAUAAAGUUUUAAUACAUAUUCCCUAGAGAAAAUUUUCAGAAGAAAAAAAAACAGAAAAAUGAAAUUUAAUAAUGUAAUUUAAUAAGAAGUAUAGAACUGGAAACAAAACCCAGGGUAACUAUUACAUUUAUUAAAAACUCUAAUUUGGAAUGUAGUUUCCGAUUUUGCGUGUUAACGAUAAUGCAAUUGUAAUUGUAAUUAAAGUAUAAUGAAUCCUUUAUUUACCCAUUCUGAUACAAAUAAAAUUGGCUUUCGAAUUUUUUCGUCGUAGAGCAAUCCCUUAUACAAUUAAAUGCUAUAA
Sitodiplosis mosellana (orange wheat blossom midge) is the source of this 3707-nucleotide messenger RNA. It is a transcript of the gene eya, whose product is annotated as developmental protein eyes absent. NCBI's taxonomy places the organism in Eukaryota, Metazoa, Arthropoda, Insecta, Diptera, Cecidomyiidae. Bases 1373 to 2962 code for a protein of 529 amino acids. Gene Ontology annotation, molecular function: protein tyrosine phosphatase activity. The transcript is spliced from 4 exons. Gene Ontology annotation, cellular component: nucleus. The record is from RefSeq and is a predicted model, not a curated record. Gene Ontology annotation, biological process: cell differentiation; negative regulation of extrinsic apoptotic signaling pathway in absence of ligand; multicellular organism development.